Molecule: messenger RNA, 2201 nt
Organism: Cherax quadricarinatus
Lineage: Eukaryota; Metazoa; Arthropoda; Malacostraca; Decapoda; Parastacidae
Product: follistatin-related protein 1
Biological process (GO): cell differentiation; multicellular organism development; regulation of BMP signaling pathway
Molecular function (GO): protein binding; calcium ion binding
Source: RefSeq, a predicted model, not a curated record
GGAUGAAGACGGUACCUUGGUCAGUGUUGUGUAUCUCAGUGUGUCGCCGCUGGCCCUGGUGUGAGGAGCUUGUUCUUUGUGCUACAAGAUGCGGUUACUCAUUGUGUGUGUGGCAGUUGCGUCAGCGGUAGCGUUCGAGCUUCGUGACAGACGUGAUGUGUGUGAUAAUGUAGACUGCCGAGCUGGUCGUGAAUGUGUAGUGAGCCAAGGUGUUGCCCACUGCCAAUGUGUACAGUCAUGUCCUGAACGAUACGCCCCCGUCUGUGGCUCUGAUGGAACCUCCUAUGAUAACCACUGUCUCCUCCACCGCCACGCCUGUCUUUCUGGGGAACACAUUAAAGUUACCAACAAAGGUUUCUGCAAGACGGUCAAACAAGUGAAAAAGAAACCAGAGAAAAAGGAGGAUAUAGCCGUAUGCUACAGCACCCAACGUGAUGCUCUUCUGCUAGUGGUGGGAAAGCACUGGCAGGCAACCUUAGCUGACCAGCCCUGGCAUGUAUCUGGUAUGACAUACAGAGAGAGUCUUUGGGGUCGCUUUUUCACAUGUGAUGCAGAUAAAGACAAUUAUCUCAACUCAGACGAGUUGCUUAAUUGUACCCUUGGUGCUUUCUUCAUGGCUCGUCCUGAACAGGAUGAAGAACUUACGAGAGCAUUGUGUGUAGAUGCCAUUGUAGAUGUAGCAGACACUAAUCGUGACUGGAGACUUGAUUUUGAAGAAUUUACAACAAUGCUCAGCCCAGAUUUCCGCCCUGCUCAUAAAUUAUGUUCACUAGACGGAAAGAAGUACAAUGAUGGAGAGGACGUACACGUUGAUGGCAACCACUGCAUUUGUGCAGUGGGCAGCUGGGUUUGUACAUCUCCCGAUACUACAUCCAAGGACACCAACAAAAAAAAAUUUGGCCUGCAGGACUUCAGUGACACUGAUGAUGACUACAAUGACCUAGAUGAUGAUGAUUAUGAUCUCUCUAGUGAAAACAAUGAAGAUUAUGUGAUUGAUGAGGAUGAAGAUGAAGAAUACCUAGAGGAACUCUUUGAUGACUUACUAGAUAAGUUAAGGAAGCACCGUAAGCAACAGCAGCACCACAAUCGCCUCUAAGAUGAAGCAAAAUUGAGAGAGAUGUGUUUGUUGCAGUCAUUUAUGCUUAUACUCACCUAGUACUACAAACCUGUGCUUAUAGCCAGGUGACAUUCUAAUAACCAUACUGUAAUACCUAUCUAAAUAGGAUAGAUCUUAUUGUUCAUACUUUAUAUAUUUUGUUUAACAGUUAUUGUAUUUAAACAUUCAUCGAAAUGCAUGAAAAAUGUUUUCUUUUCAUGCUGUCUUCAUCUCACAAGGAUUCAUGAAGAAAACUGCUCCUUAAUCCAUUAACAAAACAGUUACUGCUUUCUUUGAUUAUACUGUAAUAAAACACUUAGUUAUCUGUGAAUAUAAUAAUACUAUGACUAUUUUAAAAUUGUAUUGGAACUCAGUCUGCACUCUGAAGGAGGGGGUGGAGAAGUUAGUCAGAAUGAUGUUGCUGUUAAAAAUGCUUCCUGACUAGCCAGUAGUAGUGUCUUGCCUUAAAAUUGUGAAGGUCUCUAUUCAGUGCAUGACAGUGUAGCUGUAGCCCAAGUUUUUUUUUUUUUUACACUUUCACACAUUGCCUUGCAGUGCUGAAUGACCUAUACAGAUUUAGCACUUUUUGUGAGAACAUUGUUUAAUAUUACAGAUAUUGUUAUAGUCUUAAAAUAUCAUAUUCUGUACUGUAUAUUGUGAACCAUUCAUUCACACUCCACUAUAUGACCCUUUUGGGUGUAGCGCUUAACCCAAUUAUAUUGCGUAUUAUUCAAACGCUGAUAUGCAUUAUUGUUAGUCAUUGGGGGAGUGCUAACUCCCAUGUGGUCUUAUACAUUGCAUCAGGUUCAAUAGAUGAAGGGGAGAGCAGCUUCAAUUCCUUUGAUCAAAAACUCCUCAGCAGCAUCAAGGAACCUUUGAGGGCUCUGAUGCACAGUACUCUUCCUUUCACCAGAUUUCUCUGUAUGCUAUUUAUUUGCUUAUAAAAAAAAAUUCUCAGAUUUGGUUUGACAAAUUUUGACCUGAAACCAUAAGCACUGAAUAUUUGUAUUUUUUUUUUUUUUUUACAAAUGCAAAUUGAAUUUUGGAAAUUUUUAUAAUGUAAUUUGCUCCAGAGCCUAUAUUUUAAUAAAAUUUCAAUACUAAG